Molecule: messenger RNA, 1923 nt
Organism: Seriola aureovittata
Lineage: Eukaryota; Metazoa; Chordata; Actinopteri; Carangiformes; Carangidae
Gene: tslig3b
Product: family with sequence similarity 98 member B
Exons: 8
Coding region: 159-1307 (382 amino acids)
Cellular component (GO): tRNA-splicing ligase complex
Source: RefSeq, a predicted model, not a curated record
UUCACUCCGGCUCUUAUACGUCACCGGAACAGCAUGGAGGCACGAUGCAGCUGUAGAAAUGAAUGAGUGUAGAUAGUGUUCGUGUUGACAUGGUUUUAAAUGCAACGUCGUAAUGUUUUAAGUAGAUAAACAGACUUAAAAGCCUGACGGACUCAACAAUGGAGUGUGACAUUUUGGACUCGUUGGAGCAGCUGGGCUAUGACGGCCCUCUGCUGGAUGAGAAGGCGCUGCUCGGAGCCGCAGAGGGAGGCCUGUCCUCGCAGGAGUAUGUGGACCUGUGCAGGUGGCUGGCAUCCAGGUUAAAGCCGCUGUGUGACCUGGAGGAAAGCAUCACAUCCGGUCCAGACGACAUGGACAGCCUCCAGGUUGAGAUGAGCGGCUUGUUGAAGGAGUUGCACUGUCCUUAUGAAGAAGUUGUUUCAGGGAUUCUCAAGGGCAGCGUGCAAAACACAAAAGAUCAUCUCAAGUGUGUCUUGUUUCUCAGCUCUGAGCUCCAGGCGGCUCAGAUUGUGGGGAGCAGGCAAGUCUCUGAUAAACAGCAAGACAAGAAACCGGUGCAUCAGGAGCUUCUAGCAAUCUGUGAAACGCUGACGUUAUCAGAGCCAAGAGGACCAGACGCAGCAGGAGUCUUCUCCCAAAUACAAUGCAAGGUUGAUAAAGUACUUAAAGAUUUUCCAAAGGUCUCCAUUGGAAGCCCAGUGCUCAAGAAUUCUCUCACCAGCGAACAGUGGGAGAAGUUGCACAAUAUCAACACAGUCCUGUCCUCGGAGUACGAGUGUCGGCGCAGGAUGCUGAUCAAACGGUUGGACGUCACGGUUCAGUCUUUCGGGUGGUCAGACCGAGCCAAGGUCAAGGUGGACAGCAUGGCGAGGGCCUACCAGCCAAGGAGACACUCUCUGAGGCCACAGUCCACAGUGGACAUGGCCAGGCUGCUGGCUGCCAGAGAAGACCUCUGCAACGUGGUGAAGACCAGUAGUGGCUCCAGCAGAGAGAAAACAGCUUGUGCUGUCAACAAGGUCCUGAUGGGGAGAGUGCCAGACCGAGGAGGACGUCCCUCAGAGAUAGAAGCCCCGCCCCCUGAGAUGCCACCCUGGCAGAAAAGACAAGACGGUGGAGGUGGCUGGGGAGGCCGUGGUGGAAGAGGAGGAAGCUGGGGACAUGGAGGAGGAGGAGGAGGAGGAGGAGGAGGUGGUGGUGAUGGAGGUAGUUGGAGAGGAGGUGGAUGGAACCAAGGAGGACAUAGUGGACAUGGAGGUUAUGGUGGAUAUGGAGGACACGGAGGGAAGAGAGGACGGUACCAGUAUUAAUUUCUACUGAUUUUCUUGUGUAGUGAUCAAUUCUGUUUUCUAUAUUUUCUAUAGAAGAACACCUUUUUCUAAAAUGAUGGCAGACUUAGCAACAUUCAGUGACAAAUGUGACCCAUCUGGAUGAUUUUACUUUUAUUAGUGUUUUAAUUUGCUUUUUUUUUUUUUUUUUUUUUAAUAUAUAUUCUCAUCAGUGUUUUUUUAUUGAAAAUACCAGCCAUAAUAUCUAGAUCAUAUCAUCUUGAAUACUGAAAGGAGGGACAAACACACUACAUAUGCUUUCCCAACUUGAAAUAUGAACAUUUUGAAAGCUUUUGCAAGUUAAGACGGAUGUUGGGACAGACUGAAGGAUGUGGAGUCAAAGUCUGCAAAAACACAGGGAGGUUCAGCUUCUGAACUUAACUGUAGUUCCACUGUGUGAACCUCAAGUGUGUACCCUCCCCCCCUGUCAGUUUUGACAGUCACUCUUUUUUUAACACAUACAGUAUUUCACUUUAGAUUUCAAGCUAUAAAACAUAAGAUCAAAAGUGAUUUCCUCAAAGUCUGUACCAGCUUUAUACAUUGCGACUGUGAUCCUUUUCAACCUCUGAAUUUAUUUAAUAAAGACCAAUUAAGUAAA